AUGGGCAAGUCCAAGGGCAAACUCGAUGCGCUGCUCUUGGAGGCUGCUGGCGUGGAACUGGACCCAAAGAAGGUUCUAAAAAUGGAGCCGGAAGAGCGAGCAUCCUGGCUCUCUACAGCUUGUCGCGUCGCCUCUGAAGGUGCUGUGAAGGUCAGCCAGCUGUACAAUGUGCUUGCCAGCGAGAAAUUUGCUGAUGGGCUGAACGAGAAGGUUGGCAAGCGAAUGCACCGAACCAUGCUGAAGUACUUGCAUAUCUUCUCGGACAAGCAGCAGCGGUAUCUCAAGCAGUGUGGGCUGGCCCGGGAUUUCGGCCUCAAUGACAAGGAGGCCCCCAACAAGGAGGUGGCGGAUGUGAAGCCGAGGCGAAAGAGCCAGAGCGACGAGGAUGCCGCCGUCCGCAUGGAGGAGAUGAUGGCGAGAUGCCGCAACUUCGUGCGCGAGAAGGCGCAGACCUACGAAGAGCGUAUGCGUGAGGCCGAGGAGCAGGAGAGAGAGGCCCGCCGGCAAGAGAUGCUGCGCCGUGAGCGCGAGGAGCGCGAGCGCUUGGCGCGUGAGUGGGCAGAGAUUGCGGACUGGCACCGCCAACUCGAAGGGUGGGAGCGCUCGCAGCUGGCCAUCGAGGACCUGCGAGAGCAGGAACGAGCAAGAGAAGCCCAAGAGGUUCGCGAAGCCCUGGAGGGAAACAAGAGCCGCUCUCGCUCAAAGCGCAAGCGACCCCUGGAAGAGGACCAACCUUGGCCUGCAGAGGAGCAAAUUCUGGAGGAGGAGCUCCGACGUGCUCAACACGGGCACGACGACUCCGACCUGUCGCGCCAGGCUCGCCAGGAGGAGGCACGGAGGCAGCUGGAGGAGCAGUGGCACCUCGAACAGGCAGAGCGCGAGGAAGAGGAGGCCUGCUGGCAGCAGCAGCAAGCUGAGCUAUGGGCAGAAGAGGAAGCACGGUGGCAGGCCGUGCAGCAGAGCCAAGAAGAGGCUCGCCGACAGGCAGAGCAGCAGCACAAGCAAGAACAAGACCGGGCGUGGGCCGAGCAUCAGCGUCGUAUGGAGGCUGAGCGCUGGCAGACGGAGCAACGCCGACUGGCGGAGGAACGGUGGUGGCAAGAGCAGCAGCAGAUCGAAGAGAAGCGACGGCAGGCCGAGGCAGAAGAAGUCCGGCGCUGGUUGGAAGAAAGGCGGAAGGCAGAGGAGCUCUGGCGUCAGGAGGAGAGUCGUCGAGCGGAGCAGCGGCGUCAGGCUGCGGAGCGGCGACGCAAGGAGCAGCAACGCCAGAUCGAAGAGCGGCUCGUCGCCGAGGAGCAGCGCCAAGCAGAGGAGCAGAGAAGAAAAGCAGAGCAAGAGAAGGCUGCCCGACUCGCGGCGGAGGAGAGAAGUGCGAAUCCACAAACAUUGUCUGACUUGCUGAGUUUCGGUUCCUCCAAGCGUUGA
This is a messenger RNA of Symbiodinium necroappetens, 1425 nucleotides long. The record is from the annotation of a GenBank genome assembly. NCBI's taxonomy places the organism in Eukaryota, Dinophyceae, Suessiales, Symbiodiniaceae.